AGUACUGUAGAGAACACAAUUACUGUUGUAGUGAGAGUUUAAUAUCAUUUUUCUUGCAUACAAAGCACGCUUUUUGAAAAAAUCAGGCUUUGGGGACUGGAGUGCACAUUUUAAGUGAGAAAAUGUAAUAGUAGCAGUUUCUACAGCAUGACCCUCUGCCCUGGGAAAGAGAGUGCCAGUAGUCAGCAGCUAGGGCACCCUGAGUUCUCACUGUGCUGCCCCUUGCACAGCACUUGCAGUAUUAAUUUCUCCCUCUCACACCUGCCUGCCCAGCUCAGCUUGAAAAGAGAAGAGAGACUGAGCUGUUUGACUCAGCCAGCAGCCCCUGUGCCAUCCUGCAGCCAGAGGGUUAAGGGAACAGGCACAGUGUUUUGUGCCCUCUUGCCCCCCACUUCUGCUGACUUCAGUGGCCUGUAUUUCUCUGGGUUCCACAUGGAUGGUUUGUCUUGAGUGGAGUCCUGCACCCCACUGAUUCAGAGUUCAAAGUUCAGAAACUGAUUCAAGCUCCCAUGGUGUGAACUGGAGGAGGAGGUGGUGUGAUUCGGAAUGUUGACUUUGAAAGCUCAGGGAAGAAGCAGCAGGGAGAAAAACGUAACACAGUGUGCCUGAAGAUGACGACAAAGCGGAACUUGUUUGUGCGGCUGGUGCCAUGCCGCUGUCUGCGUGGGGAAGAAGAAACUGUUACUACGCUUGAUUACUCUCACUGCAGCCUGGAACAGGUGCCUAAGGAGAUUUUUACCUUUGAAAAGACCUUGGAAGAGCUCUAUUUAGAUGCUAAUCAGAUUGAAGAGCUUCCAAAGCAACUUUUUAACUGUCAGUGUCUGCACAAGCUGAGUUUGCCAGACAAUGAUCUAACCACUUUGCCAGCAUCCAUUGCAAAUCUCAUUAAUCUCAGGGAACUGGAUGUCAGCAAGAAUGGCAUACAGGAGUUUCCAGAAAAUAUCAAAAACUGUAAAGUUUUGACAAUUGUUGAGGCCAGCGUAAACCCUAUUUCAAAGCUUCCAGAUGGAUUUUCCCAACUGUUAAAUCUAACACAGCUGUACCUGAAUGAUGCUUUCCUUGAGUUUUUGCCGGCCAAUUUUGGCAGGUUAACUAAACUCCAGAUAUUGGAACUUAGAGAAAACCAGUUGAAAAUAUUGCCAAAAACUAUGUCCAGACUGACUCAGCUGGAAAGACUGGACUUAGGAAGUAAUGAAUUCACAGAAGUGCCUGAAGUACUUGAACAACUGAGUGGGUUAAAGGAAUUUUGGAUGGAUGGUAAUAGAAUAACACUUAUCCCAGGGUUCAUAGGCACUUUGAAACAGCUGACCUAUUUGGAUGUUUCUAAAAACAACAUUGAAAUGGUUGAAGAAGGAAUCUCAGGCUGUGAAAGCUUACAAGAUCUGCUGUUAUCUAGUAAUUCACUUCAGCAACUGCCAGAAUCCAUUGGUUCACUAAAGAAAGUAACAACACUUAAAAUUGACGAAAACCAGUUAAUGUAUUUGCCAGACUCCAUAGGAGGAUUAAUAUCAGUAGAAGAACUGGAUUGUAGUUUCAAUGAGAUUGAAACUUUGCCUUCGUCUAUUGGGCAGCUCACAAACAUACGGACCUUUGCUGCAGAUCAUAAUUUUUUAACGCAAUUGCCACCAGAGAUUGGAAACUGGAAACAUGUAACGGUACUAUUUCUGCAUUCUAACAAGCUUGAAUUUCUGCCUGAGGAAAUGGGUGAUAUGCAAAAAUUAAAAGUCGUCAAUCUAAGUGACAAUAGACUGAAGAAUUUGCCCUUUAGCUUUACAAAGUUGCAACAGCUGACUGCUAUGUGGCUAUCAGACAAUCAGUCUAAAGCGCUAAUUCCCCUUCAAAAAGAACUUGAUCCAGAGACACAGAAAACAGUGCUUACUAAUUAUAUGUUCCCUCAGCAACCAAGGAACGAAGAUGUUAUGUUCAUAUCAGAUAAUGAAAGUUUCAAUCCCUCCUUGUGGGAGGAACAGAGAAAACAGCGAGCCCAAGUGGCAUUUGAAUGUGAUGAAGACAAAGAUGAAAGAGAGGCACCACCCAGGGAGGGUAAUCUGAAGAGGUAUCCAACACCAUAUCCUGAUGAACUGAAGAAUAUGGUCAAAACAGUUCAAACAAUUGUGCAUAGACUGAAAGAUGAAGAAACUGCUGAAGAUGUUGGCAGAGAGUCAAACAAAGAAGGCCAGCAAGUUUCAGUAAAAGACAUGGGUGUAAAGACUUCAGAAACUGCUCCGGCAAAGGACAAAACAGAAGACAGAAAGCAAUAUUCUAUGGGAAACUGUGUGCAGAAACCCACUGAACCAGAAGCUGAGCACAACACUGGAAAUUCACCGAUGACUGCGCAUGUUAAAACCUUGAAGAACACAAAAACAAUAGUCAACCAUGAAGACAUGCUUGAGGAGUCAGAAGACCUUUCAUCUGAUGAAGAGAUGAAAAUAGCAGAAAUGCGCCCACCAUUGAUAGAAACCUCUAUUAACCAACCAAAAGUAGUAGCGCUUGCCAAUAGCAAAAAAGAUGACUCUAAAGAUGCAGAUUCCUUAUCAGAUGAAGCCACCCAGAACAGCAAUCAGAAUAACAGCAACUGUUCUUCUCCUUCUCGAAUGUCAGAUUCAGUUUCUCUAAAUACGGACAGUAGCCAAGACACUUCACUGUGUUCUCCAGAAAAAGAAACACACACUGAUGUAAUUUCCAAAGUCAGGCAAGAAGAUGAAAAUUUGAAUAACCUUUUGCAAAAUGGAGGUGAAUUAAGCAUCAUAGCAGAAGAAAAAAUCAGUGUACAAGAGAAGAUUAUAAAUAUGACUGAAUAUGAUUUAAGUAUUGAAGAGAGAUUAGUUCUAAUAGAAAAAGGUGUUGAUCUAAACACAGCCACUGAGGAAUCUCACAAGCUAGACCAAAUAAAUAUGAAUAUCAAUAAAUCGUCUAGUGAAGAUACAGUGCAAUUGCAUGCUGUGGAAAGAGUAAAACCACAGGAAACAGUGUCAGUAAAGGGCUUUUUAAACAAUAACAUGAAAGAAAAAACUGAGUUCUUGGAAAAUGGAAAUAAAUAUCCUGUGAAUAAGGUGAACGGACAUUCUGAGGAAGCAUCACAGCCUCCAGGGCAGGAUGAAUUUAAGAGAAGCACUACAGUUGAUACUGAUCCUUCUACUGAGAUACCUCUUUCAAAGAGCACUGAAGAUCUGUCUCCACAGCGAAGUGGCCAAGUGGUAAAAUCUCACAGCAUCACCAAUAUGGACACUGGUGCUCUAAAAAUAUGUGAUAUUGUUAAUAACAGUGAAUCCCAGCAGCCAAACUCAGUGGUAAAAUUGGCAUCUGCUAGCACAGAUGGCAAAAAUAUAGUCCGAAGCAAGUCUGCCACUCUUCUUUAUGACCAGCCUUUGCAGAUAUUUCCAGGAUCAUCGUCGUCAUCUGAUUUAGUUUCUUGUACAAAAACUGUGUUCAAGUUUGAUUCAAAUCACAAUCCUGAAGGUGCUAAUGUAGUUAGAGGACCAGUGGCAAGUGGUGCGCAGAUGUUCAGUGUGCCUCAGUAUAACAUCCAGUAUAGUAGCAGUGCAACAGCCAAAGAUACCUUGUGGCCCCAAAAACAAAAUACUCAAGUAGAACAAGGCAGCUUACCUCCUCAACGUCUCCCUAGGUCAGACAACACAGAAACCUCUAAUUACAUAAAACAUUCUGCCAACAUGAAUUUCUCCAAUCAUAAUAAUGUUCGAGCCAGUGCUGCAUAUAACAUUCAUCAAAGGCAUAUGGGUGGAAGGCAUAUAGAAAUGUGGGCCAUUCCCCCAGGCGACAGACUUCUUCCAGGAGCAUCCAGAAAUACUCUUCAGAGACAAAGCAGUGUAUCCUCCUCAGCUUGUGUGAACGUGGGUGAAACUGGACCCCCAAGACGUAACCAGAUUCCUGAAGGGGACUACUUAACCUAUAGAGAUUUGCAUUCAAUAGGAAGAGCUCCAACAAUGCUGUCUGGUCAACAGAGGCCUCUUUCUGCAAGAACCUAUAGCAUUGAUGGUCCAAAUGUAUCCAGGCCUCAAAGUGCUCGCCCUUCAGUGACUGAAAUACCAGAGAGAACUAUGUCAGUUAGUGACUUCAAUUAUUCAAGGACUAGUCCCUCAAAAAGAUCAAACCCAAGGGUUAAUUCUGAACAUUCGUUAUUAGAUCCUCCAGGAAAAAGUAAAGUCCCUCAUGAUUGGAGGGAACAGGUGCUGCGACACAUUGAGGCUAAAAAGCUAGAAAAGAGCAUGCUGUCUAGGUCCUUUAAUUCCAAUUAUGCUGCAGUUAGCAGCUUUCACUAUGGCAGCUCUAGGGAUCUGCAUGGCAGCCAGGGUAGUGUUGCCUUGAGUGUUGCAGACGGAAGAGGUUCUGGUGUGCACAUUGUCCGUCAUCCCCAGGCAUCAACUCCAGGAGAGCAAGGCCAAGAUGAAGUAUUCAUUUCAGGACAGCCGGCCUAUUCAUCUGCCACACUUAGUCUCAAAGAUGUUCCACCAGACAGCAUGAAGAAAGUAGCUAUACAGAUACCUUUGACAAAUGGGCAGAUGUGCCAGCCUCUGAGGCCUCAGGCAAACUAUAGUCAAGUCCAUCAUCCCCCUCCCCAAGCAUCUGUGGCAAGACAUCCCUCUAGAGAACAAUUAAUUGAUUAUCUGAUGCUGAAAGUUGCCCAUCAGCCUCCCUAUUCUCAGCCCCAAUGUUCUCCCAGACAAGGGCAUGAAUUGGCAAAACAAGAGAUUUGCGUGAGAAUUGAAAAAGAUCCAGAGCUUGGAUUUAGUAUAUCGGGAGGAGUUGGCGGUAGAGGAAAUCCGUUCAGACCUGAUGAUGAUGGUAUAUUUGUAACCAGAGUACAACCUGAAGGACCAGCAUCAAAACUGUUGCACCCUGGAGAUAAAAUAAUCCAGAGAAAGAGAAACACAAAUGGCAGAAAGGCUUUAUCUGGAAAGAAGAAUGAAGCAAGACAUAUUGGAAAGAAGAAUGAAGCCCAAAGCUGA
Messenger RNA from Alligator sinensis (Chinese alligator), 4967 nucleotides. RefSeq names its product erbb2 interacting protein (gene ERBIN). NCBI's taxonomy places the organism in Eukaryota, Metazoa, Chordata, Crocodylia, Alligatoridae. The coding region runs from base 612 to 4967 and encodes 1451 amino acids. The transcript is spliced from 28 exons. Gene Ontology annotation, molecular function: protein binding. Gene Ontology annotation, biological process: neurotransmitter receptor transport postsynaptic membrane to endosome; neurotransmitter receptor transport, endosome to postsynaptic membrane. The record is from RefSeq and is a predicted model, not a curated record. Gene Ontology annotation, cellular component: adherens junction; postsynaptic membrane; postsynaptic density.